Molecule: messenger RNA, 2368 nt
Organism: Anguilla rostrata (American eel)
Lineage: Eukaryota; Metazoa; Chordata; Actinopteri; Anguilliformes; Anguillidae
Gene: c14h2orf42
Product: chromosome 14 C2orf42 homolog
Exons: 9
Coding region: 16-2229 (737 amino acids)
Cellular component (GO): nucleus
Source: RefSeq, a predicted model, not a curated record
ACAUCAAUUACCAGGAUGCCCCACCAAAAUGAGGCCAGCCUUCUCGGGCCACGUGACCACCCGACUAUCCAACCGAAUGCCGCGUUACAGCUGCAGGGCCGAGCAGUGUUUGUAAGACGGAAUGGCGACGGUCGAGGGGAAGAAGAUGCUUGCUGUUCUGGGCUGAAACCGACCAUACAGCGCGGGGAUCCUAUCAUAGGUGCUAAAACGCAGAUCUCACAGCACGCUGCCACAAUGGAGGCCGCUUCGAUAGAGGCGGGGGUGGCGGUGAGCCAGCCCGCCAUGGUCUCCUCCCCCCCGGCGGUGCCGGCCCCCCCCGGCCUGGGCGGCCGGGCCCGGGACAGGAGGAAGACCCCGGCCUUCCUGUGGAACCUGGGCAAGCCCACGCUGCGGGGCAUACGCAAGUGCCCGCAGUGCGGCGUGUACAACGGCACCCGCGGCCUCAGCUGCAAGAACAAGGCCUGCGGGGCCGUGUUCCGGGACGGGGGGCCCGCGGGGGGGGGGCGCGGCCCCAAGAAGGCCGGGGCCGAGGUGGUGCGGCUGGUGACGGACGGUGGCGGCGGGGGGGAGGCGGGCGGGGCCGGGGGCGGGGCUGGGGGCGGGACGCAGGUGUUCUCGGUCCGGCAGCGGGGGAGGGGCCCCGAGCAGCGCGGCUUCGUGGAGCUGGCGCUGACGGACACGGCCAUCGCCACGGCGGACGGGACGGUGCUGACCCGCGUCAGCCUGGGCCGCUGCUUCCUGUCCGCCUGCCGGCAGGGGCGGGGCGGGGGGCCGGCCCAGGCGCAGCCCCGCCCCCAGCAGCGGCCCGAGAGCCCCUGCGCGCACGUGAAGCAGGCCAUGGACUGCCACGCCCAGGCCACGCCCCUCCCGCUGAAGAGCUCGGUGCUGGACGCCCUCCGGGGCUCCGCCCAGGCGCGGGAGGACCUGUGGCGGCUGGCCGCCGAGUCGCCGGGGCCCCUGGUCCAGCGCGUGUCCCGGGGCACCCUGGUGGUCAAAUGCCACGUGACGGAGUCCCACCCCCUGGGGCUGCUGCACCUGAGCGUGGGGGGGCGGGGCGCGGGCCGGAGCCGGGAGGGGCGCGGGGCGCACUUCCACUGCGCCUGCCAGGCGGGCGGGCAGGCCCGGCGGGGGCCAGGGGCGGGCGCGGGGGCCAGGGGGGCGGGCGAGUUUCCGGGCGAGGCCAGGGACCCGGACGCAGCCGCCCCCCUCCCCCCCUCGCCCCCCGAGGCCUGCCUGCACUUCUUCGCCUGCGUCUGCGCCUUCGCCAGCGACGACAAGCUGGCCGCCGAGUUCUCCGCCUUCCUCAACUACGACACCAACGGUGUACAGGUGAGCCUCGAUUGCUCCAUGCUCUGCUCCAGCCCGCAGCAGCAGUCUGAUCCCGGGAGUCACCACAGAUCCAAGAAACUCCGCAUGGAGGACCCCGGCCUGGUGACUGCUCCCACUCUGGCUGUCAGAGAGGGUUCGUCCGCACCUGCCCUGCGGAAGGGGGGACAAAGGAAACACCCCAUUUCCACCGCGCCCAAAAACUCAGCAGACGUCCAGCCGGUUCACGAGAGUCACGUCUCCUUGCCGUUCCGGCAGUGGCUGGCCAGCGUCACCGAGAGGAUCCACCAGACUAUGCACUUCCAGUUCGACGGAAAGCCUGAGCCGCUGGUGUUCCACAUCCCUCAGUCUUUCUUCAACGCUCUACAGCAGCGCCUGUCCCUUGGAUCCAAGAAGAGGAGGCUGCCCAACUCCACCACAGCGUUUGUGCGGAACGAUGCUCUGCCGCUGGGCACCUUCUCCAAGUACACCUGGCACAUCACCAACCUGCUGCAGGUCAAACGCAUCUUCGACACGCAAGAGCUUCCCCUGGAGCUGACGCAGAGUUUUGUGAAGAACCGCGACGGCUCGUUUUCGCCGUUCCGCUGCCAGGAAGCGCCCCCCGAGUCUCUGGCCGAGGGGUACGGGCGGGCGGACCGGCCCCAGGCCAUCCGGCCCCUGGAGCUGCGCACCUUCCUCAAAGUGGGCCCCUCCUCCGAGCAGAAGGAGGCCACGCCCUUCGUGAUCGAGUGGAUCCCGGACAUCCUGCCGCGCUCGCGCGUGGGCGAGCUGAGGAUCCGCUUCGAGUACGGGCACCAGCACGGGGGCCAGCCCGAGGCCUGCGAGGGGGGGGGCGCCGUCGCCGAGGGCACCCACCCCGCCCCCGCCCCCAGCCUGGAGAUCAUCCGCGUCGCCGUCCCGUGAGCCGCGGCCGGACAGAGAGAAGAGGAGGAGGAGGAGGAGGGUGGAGGAAGAGGAGGCGGGACUGUGCUAGGCGUUAAUAGGCUUCCUCUGCCUGCCCAGAUCUCAGACUGCACAAACACUGCGUCACAAAGCGUUCUCC